ACUAGCAACAGUAGAUAUGACGGUCCAUAUUUGCCAUCAAUCACGAUGUUGUUCAAUAAACCGUGCUAUGAUUGGAGUAAGUUCUAUUUAUUUCGGUAUGUUCUUUGUUUUUACCAUUCUUUAACAGUGUGUUGCGGGCGCGAUGAGAGGAUUAGUUCAAAUCGGGAAAGAUGAGAAAUUUUUAUUACGAAAAAGGCAUGACUUGUAAUAUAAAAGCACAAGAAAUCUGUUGGGUAUGUUUUUAUAUUUUACCAUUUUUUAUGGUGUGCUGCUAGUUGCUUCAUCGCAUUUGUGCGUUGAAGAACAUUCACAAGAUGAAUCAUUAAGGCAUUGUGCAGCAGUGCAUGGUGAGCGUAAUACAAAAGAUUCUUCUAGAAAUAGGCCUAGUAAUGAUCUUCAUGAGACAUACAGUGAAGGUUUUGAUCCACAUGAAGUGCCUGUAUCAGACAAGGAGAGUGAAAAAUGUGAAUCGGAGUUAUCUGACGGGAUAAAGAAAAUAUAUAUUGCGCAAAAGAGCAUGCAAGAGGGAGGAGACAAGUUAUCCGAUAAUAUUACUACUGUUGCGAACACAUUAGACAACUUGGAAACCAAAGUAAGUGCUGAAGAAUCAAAACAGCCAGUAGAUGCGAACAGAGCCAGCUGUGCGUGUGAAGACACUCAUAGUCAAAAUGAAAAGGAAUUGGAAUGCACGACACAAGCAUUCAACACAGAUUCUCUCCGUAGAAGCCACUUAACUGAUUACGGUUCAGGUUCAUCAGCAAUGGCUGUACACACAUCAUCUUCGCCUAAUCCUAAUCCUGAACCUGAUAUGUGGAAUGAGAUAACAGAACGAAUAGAAGCUUUGUAUGAUGAAUUAAAGGGUCCAUUUCACCUAAGGAUUUAGAGAUGCUCCGUUUUUUCGGGCAAUAUGAUCUCGAGGAUGGUCCCGAAGAUGACCCCGAAUACCAGCAAAGUGGGCCUUCUAGCAAUCGCGGUAAGACUGAUUGGAACGAAUAACAACUUAAACGCAAAAAAACCACAAACAAGGAUUUAGUACAUUCAUUAAAUUUUAU
Molecule: messenger RNA, 1052 nt
Organism: Vavraia culicis subsp. floridensis
Lineage: Eukaryota; Fungi; Microsporidia; Pleistophoridae
Exons: 1
Coding region: 236-883 (215 amino acids)
Source: RefSeq, a predicted model, not a curated record